This is a messenger RNA of Exophiala xenobiotica, 2680 nucleotides long. RefSeq lists its product as uncharacterized. Bases 1 to 2517 code for a protein of 838 amino acids. The record is from RefSeq and is a predicted model, not a curated record. The transcript has 4 exons. Gene Ontology annotation, biological process: nucleoside metabolic process. Gene Ontology annotation, molecular function: catalytic activity. NCBI's taxonomy places the organism in Eukaryota, Fungi, Ascomycota, Eurotiomycetes, Chaetothyriales, Herpotrichiellaceae.
AUGGGGUCUACUCUUCACGCCUUGGAUGACUGGCAGCUGCUCGCCUCAGUGCAUCUCGUCUUCGCAGCCCGACCAUCACGCAUCAACGUUGCUGACCUCAGAGAAACGGAAAGAGAGAUACUUUCAAACCUCGUGACAAACUUGAAAUUCGAGUUAUGGCUUGUCCCGGAUGCGCUUCAGGAAGCUCAAGGUUUGAGCCUGUCUCGUGGCGCCUAUCAUGGUUUUGCGGCUUUGACUUCACUGCUUGACAUCUUCGAACGUUAUGUCAACGAUGUACUCAGUCACAGCUCCUCGGACUCCGAGUAUGGCAAGCGUUAUCCGAAACUCCGAGCGCUACAAGCUGAACUCCUGCGGCGGCAUGGAAACACCAGUGGCACUCCAUUGGAUCACGCACAUGAUCUCAGGCAUCUUGUUUGGGUGGGAAUUACCCUUGAAGGUCUGCGCGACAUUGUCACUAGGGUAGAAGAUUUCAAUCGGACAGUCAACCGCUUGUCUUCCAACACUUUGGAAGAUGAUUUUUGUCAGGGUAUGAACAACGAAUGGAAGGAGGACGAAUUACAACUCAUACUACACUAUGAACAAGUACGGGAGAACAUGGACACUAUUUUCACUGCGUUGAUGGAGGAGCUGAGCAAUUGUGGCUCAUCACAUACCGCCUUCGUGCAUUUUACCGGGCUACGAAGUCUGAGGAUGCUAUUAUCCACUUGCACUGGCAAGGGUGGAUGGCGUCAGGCUUUGUGUGAGCUUGAUGUCCAGGAGAUGGCCGGAGCUGGUGAUCGUGGCUUCGAAGCUAGCAAAGAUCUCUGCGGCGCAACACGAGGUCCUCCCCAUCAGCUUCUACGUAUUGUGUGCAGUGAAUCUGCCGUCUCGCAUAACUCUGAACAGGCUGUGCCCCGAAUCAGAGCCGACUCCAAACGGAGUCUUUCGGAUCUCCUAGAAGAGCGUGCUCAACAUCAAAUGAGUUGUGGAGUCGCGCCAUUCUUUUUCAAAAAGAAGAAGAAGAAGAUCGUGUCAGUGAUAUUGGCCCAGUUUCUAGUGAAGCUGGUGGGCUGUCGUUGGCUACAGAAUGAGUGGAACGCCGAGAACAUAUUCUUUCUUCCGGAUUCGAGCAUCGGCAACGAACCUGAUCUCCAGACACCGUAUAUUCUGGCCUCUUUGACGACCAAUCAACACUCCAACCACACUAUCGAUGCCUUGGAAUUCUAUUGCUCGUUCGUUUUCGCCUUUGGCCUGUUACUGCUGGAACUAGAACUCGAUCAGAGCAUCUCGAUAACAGCCGCAGAUGAAGAUGACGCGGAAGAAGAAUACCAAGCUGCUUACAUGGCAUUAAUCCGGAUGUUCACACCCCGGAAAGAGGACCUCGAUGAUGCCCAUAUUCUGCAAAUAAUCAACUCUUGUCUCGAGUUCCGCAACGGGGUGGAAUCUGUCCAGCACCCCUCGUUCAACGAGGAUCUGAAGUUUAGAGCGGCUAUAUUCAAGUAUAUCCUGACACCCCUGAUUCAGCGGCUUCAAGUGGCUCAUCCUGAUGUGUCACUCGACGAGAUAUUGGACAAACCGAAAGCUACCAUUUAUCACCCUGUGCCCCCUCCUUCCUUGCGCAUUGCCACAGGAUCAAGCUUUGCCACGCAUUCUUCCAACCACAACUCGUACCACAGUGGCCAACGACCCAGAACCCGUCGUGACUUCCGAGUCGCGAUUAUAUGCGCAUUACCUCUUGAAGCCGACGCUGUGAAGGCCAUGUUCGAUAAACGCUGGGACGAUGACGGAGACGUUUAUGGCAAAGCCACUUCAAAUCAAAACGCCUAUUCAACUGGAAUCAUUGGGCACCACAAUGUGGUGCUGGCACAUAUGCCAGGCAUGGGAAAGGAAAGCGCAGCUAGGGUUGCGGCCAAUUGCCGGUCCAGCUUUGAAGGUAUUAAGCUCGCACUCGUUGUUGGUAUUUGUGGAGGUGUCCCUUUUCCCGCCCAUGGUGAGGAAAUUCUGCUAGGAGAUGUUGUCAUCAGCGAAGGGCUCGUCUGCUAUGAUUUUGGAAGACAACUUCCCGAUCGUUUUGUGAGGAAGGAUGGUGUGCUGGACAACUAUCCUAGGCCUCCGCCGGAGGUUCGCUCCCUUCUGAACAAGCUGAAAGGUCGAUGGGGCCGCAAACUUCUCCAGGAAAAAACUUUCACCUAUCUCAACAACACUCAGGGUGAACUGGGUCAAUCAGCAAAGUACCCAGGAUCCGAGUACGACAAGCUCUUUGAUGCGUCUUAUCGGCACAGGCAUCAACAGCCAUCGGCAUGCGGAACCUGCUCUGAAUCUCAGCUCAGCAAUGGUUCCACAUGUGCAGCAGCUCUUGCAUCAACCUGUGAGGAGCUAGGAUGCGACGACUCCGAGUUGGUCCAGCGUGAGCGACUAUCACAGCCUCCAACGCACGGGCAGCCGAACAAGAAUCUUUCCCGUUAUUCAUAUUGGGAAGGUGGCGUCGGGGAGCAUUGUCAUGAAGUCCGGACGGGACAGAGACCGGAUUGCAAAUGAAGAAGAGGUCAUCGCCUUCGAGAUGGAAGGUGCCGGUGUAUGGGACACCUUUACAUGUGUGAUGAUCAUCAAAUGAGUCUGCGACUAUGCAGAUAGCCACAAAAGCAAGAAGUGGCAAGGCUAUGCAGCUACCGCAGCGGCUUGUACGAAAGCAUUCCUCGAG